This is a messenger RNA of Sorghum bicolor (sorghum), 1289 nucleotides long. RefSeq lists its product as uncharacterized. NCBI's taxonomy places the organism in Eukaryota, Viridiplantae, Streptophyta, Magnoliopsida, Poales, Poaceae. The record is from RefSeq and is a predicted model, not a curated record. The transcript has 2 exons. Bases 635 to 1066 code for a protein of 143 amino acids.
CUUGAGGUAAAAAAAGUCAAACGACUUAUAAUUUGGGAUGGAGGGAGUAGGUUGCUAUUUAUACUAGGUUGAACUUUAGCAUUUCAAGAAGUUGAGUUUGUAAGGUAGGAACCAACGAGAACUAAUUUUCUCAAUUUUAAUUCUUGUGGGGAUUAAAUUACUCAUUCUCGCCCUCUAAAAGAAAAAUUAAACGUGCGAAAUUGAGGAUUUGAACACAUUGCCAUUUCUAAGAGCUCAAGACAGCAGCCGGCGACGAGGCCGAGAGAUGAGAGCACAUGGUGAGAGGAAUCGAGCACAACGGCUAGACAAAGCCAGGUUUAAUGGAAUCCACCCCUGCAUCCUAGAAAGCCUGGGUAAAAACUCCUUAGAGGCGACCAAACUUUGCAUGCUCGGGCCAUCAAGCAAACCCAAAUCAGCUCCAUUGAGCAUGGCCAGAGAAGCAUAGGAACCAAACAAAAAAAAACCCUACUCAACGGCCAACCUGACCCAUCUGGGCCCACGUAUCAGAAGCCCCUAAUUUGAACCGGGCCUAUCUGCUCGCAAAAAUCGCACGGACGCACCCUGCGCUCCUCCUUCUCCCCCAAACUGAAAUCCGCUGCGCGGCGCUCCCCUUGUCUACCUCGCAAAAUCCACAAUGGCUGGCGGUUCGCUCGAGCCAGGGCAAACUGGAGCCGCGCCCAACCAGCGCAAGCGCAAGGCUCCGGCCUCCGCCGCAGCCGCUGAGGACGACGCGGAGGCGGAGGAGCUGGAGAGAGAGGUCGCCGAUCUGGACCGCCGCAUCCUCGAGCACCUCCGCGGCACCGCCACCCGCCUCUCUGACGCUGUCGCCUCCCGUGUCGCCGCGCUCCGCUCGCUCGACCGGCUGGAAGUUGCAGUUCUCUCGGAAACAUUAGUUGCUGAAGAUGACCAGGUGCUUGAGAAAGUAAACAUGCUCAAAUCUAAGAUUGAAGCUAAUGUUGCAGAUCUGCCGAAGGUACUUAAAAAAGUAAAUGAAACCAUUGCUCGGUGUGAGAAGUCAAUGAAUCAGAAUGGUAAUGUCAAUCCUUUGUGUGAAAUGAAGCUGUAGAGUUUGACACGUCGUGGUGUGAACUGUGGUGGGAGGCUGGAGCUCCCCUAUGUGUAAAGGCCAAAGGCCAUCCCCUGCCCAUGUAAACUCUACAAUUCCAUGCCUAAUGCACGGAUGCAUGUCCGACUCAGCUAGGAUGUAGGGCUUUUACCCUAAAACAGGGGCAUGAACCUAGUAAUCCGCUAUGUGUGUGUGCUCCUUUGAGCAAUAUUUCGCCCUUUGA